GCAUAUUGGGCGCACAUGGAACUGGAGGGGGCGGAGGGGGCGCUACCGCAUGCUGCACAAACGCCGAAGGCCCUUGUACAUGAGGAACAGCAUAAGGACCAGGAAUCGAAGACGUCUGCCAAUUGCCCGGCGGGUAUAGAAGGGGAAAGCAGCAGGUUCCAAGGGAACUGCAGCCCCUGGCGGUGCAUUCUGCUGCCCCUGAUUCUUCUUCCCUUUGCGAGAACGCCUGCGCAGUGUCUGCUGACGCCCUUGUCCUGGAGGUUGCUGUCCUUGUCCGGGAGGAGUAUGUGCACGGUUCUGUUGACUCUUCCCAGAUCGAGGAGUCUGAGGUCGAAACGACGUAUCCAUCACUUCUUGCCAUGUUCGUCCGCACCAAGCACAACGGGGCAUGGACGGGUUUGCCGUUUUCUGGCAAAACCGGCACCGCCACGGCAUAGGCUUCUGCUGAGACAUUUCUUUCGAAAGACGGGCAAGAAAAUGAAGAUCCUUGGAGUGGUGGGUCGAAAGGACUUUGCGAAUCCGUUCGAGAGAUUCCACAGGCAAUGGUCGAAGGCCUUUGUGAUGUAAAUACCACUGAAGCCGCGCACGAGCACGUAUACGUCGCUGAGCCCGCCUCUGCGGUGAAAGUGCCGUGGUGAAAGUCGCUCAAUGUAAGACCUGGGAUCACCCCCACAAAAUCAAAGAACAAUGCCAAGACGAAGAAGAACUGAAUCCACAGGCACAUACACGACAAGAAAGAACUCGAGGAUGUGCGCCGCAGCAGCAAGAGCUAUC
Messenger RNA from Cladocopium goreaui, 774 nucleotides. The record is from the annotation of a GenBank genome assembly. Lineage: Eukaryota; Dinophyceae; Suessiales; Symbiodiniaceae.